Messenger RNA from Raphanus sativus (radish), 953 nucleotides. RefSeq lists its product as uncharacterized. Gene Ontology annotation, biological process: formation of translation preinitiation complex. The record is from RefSeq and is a predicted model, not a curated record. Bases 4 to 738 code for a protein of 244 amino acids. Lineage: Eukaryota; Viridiplantae; Streptophyta; Magnoliopsida; Brassicales; Brassicaceae. The transcript has 8 exons. Gene Ontology annotation, molecular function: RNA binding.
UUUAUGUUCGGUUUCGAAUACACUUAUGAUGAUGAUAUACUGUCCGAUUACUUGUUAGGGUUAUCAGUUAUGUUCGGACAAUCUCCGUCGUUCAUCAACAACUUCCAUUGUUCACUUUUGCCAGGUUGUUUUCCAGCUGCAUCGACCAAAUCUCAUAAACUUACCAAAAGAAAUAACCUCUCAUCAUCCAACAUGUUCAAGAAGUUUUCAAUGGAGGAGGUUUCAUCGCAAAACCAAGUAAAGGCUUCUGUCCAACGUAGGAUUCGCCAGAGUAUUCAAGAAGAGUACCCGGGACUUGAAACGGUGUUGGAAGAUCUACUUCCCAAAAAGUCUCCUCUCAUUGUAGUCAAGUGCCCAAACCAUCUGACGCUAGUUGUUGUCAACAAUGUCCCUCUCUUCUUCUGUAUCCGUGAUGGGCCAUACAUGCCAACUCUGCGUCUUCUUCAUCAGUACCCAAAUAUAAUGAAGAGGUUUCAAGUUGAUAGAGGUGCUAUAAAGUUUGUUUUCUCUGGUGCCAACAUAAUGUGUCCUGGUCUCACAUCUCCUGGAGGUGUUCUGGAUGAAGAAGUUGAGGCAGAAAGGCCUGUGGCUAUAUAUGCAGAAGGAAAGCAGCAUGCCUUAGCAAUAGGCUUCACCAAAAUGUCAGCCAAGGACAUUAAGAGCAUCAACAAAGGAAUCGGAGUGGACAACAUGCAUUACCUCAACGACGGUCUCUGGAAGAUGGAACGACUAGAUUGAGGAACGAAGUCAAAUGUCGUGUGAAUCAAUCAUUCUGGAGGAGAUCUCCUUUUUUAUGUCUCUAAACUUUUAUGGAGCUUUUGUCUGGAUCUCAACCUUAGUCAUCUGUUUUCAAAUAUUUGAUGUUUUGUUUUUUUACGAGAACAACAUCAACCUUAGCUAAGGUUAUACAGUUUCCCAAUAUUUUACUAGCUCCGUAUUAACCAUGGCUUUAA